This is a messenger RNA of Sciurus carolinensis (gray squirrel), 3083 nucleotides long. RefSeq names its product RWD domain containing 3 (gene Rwdd3). The transcript is spliced from 4 exons. Gene Ontology annotation, biological process: positive regulation of hypoxia-inducible factor-1alpha signaling pathway; positive regulation of protein sumoylation. NCBI's taxonomy places the organism in Eukaryota, Metazoa, Chordata, Mammalia, Rodentia, Sciuridae. Bases 182 to 985 code for a protein of 267 amino acids. Gene Ontology annotation, molecular function: protein binding. The record is from RefSeq and is a predicted model, not a curated record.
CAGUCGGCCAGAAGAGCAUCAGGCAGGCUGAGGGGGCGCCGGCCGCCCUGGGCAGCCCCGGAGCUGGGGCUUGUGGGCGGCGCUUCCCCGCCCGGCUGCGGAGGCGGGGCGCCCUCAGGUGGCGGCGCGGCCGCGCUGCGUUGGCGGAAGGGGAGGUGCCGAGCCCGCAGGCCGCGUGGACAUGGCGGAUGCGGUGCGGGAGGAGCUCCUGGCCUUGGCCGCGAUUUUCUGCGGGCCCCACGAGUGGGAGGUGCUGAGCCGCUCAGAGACAGAUGGAACCAUUUUCAGAAUUCACACAAAAGCUGAAGGACUUUUGGAUGCAGAUAUACCCUUAGAGUUGGUGUUCCAUUUACCAGUCAGUUACCCCUUGUGUCUGCCUGGUAUCUCAGUUAACUCAGAACAUCUGACCAGAGCUCAGUGUGUGACUGUACAAGAGAAGCUACUUGAGCAAGCAGAGAACCUUUUGUCGGAACCGAUGGUUCAUGAACUGGUUCUUUGGAUUCAGAAGAAUCUCAGGCAUAUCCUCAAUCAACCAGAAACUGGAAAUGGCAGUGAAAAGUGUACUUUUUCUGUGAGCACGACUGUGGAUGAUGGAUUGUGGAUAACUCUUUUACAUUUAGAUCACAUGAGAGCAAGGACUAAAUACGUCAAAACCGUGGAGAAGUGGGCUUCAGACUUAAGUCUGACAGGAAGACUGAUGUUCUUGGGUAAAAUAAUACUGAUUUUACUACAAGGAGAAAGAAACAACAUCAAGGAGUACCUGACUCUUCAGAAAACGUCCAAAGUAGAUGUGGACUCAAGUGGAAAGAAAUGCAAAGAGAAAAUGAUUAGUGUACUGUUUGAAACAAAAGUAGAGACGGAACACAAAAGGUUUCUGGCAUUUGAAGUCAAAGAGUAUUCAGCACUGGAUGAGUUACAAAAGGAAUUUGAAACUGCAGGACUUAAGAAGAUUUUCUCCGAAUUUGUACUUGGGCUGGUAAAAUGAAAUGAAUGAUAGGAAUCUUUUAUUAAGUAGAAUUGUAUUUUGUUGUUUUUACAUCAAGUUUGGGGAGUGGCUAACUGAAAUAGUCAUAAGAGAGCAAUUUUAAAGUUUCUCUUCAGCAAAAUUAUUCUAAUUUCAGAAACAAAAGCCAGUUAUGUUUUAGGGAAUAUGAAACAUGAAAAGACUCCAUAUAUUCUAAUCUUUGCCAGGGAAGCCCAGGUUCAAUAAAUGGAACAUAAACUGAAAGAUAAUAAAAAAUAUGGUAGCAAAUGAACCCUUGUUUUUAUGCAAAAAGUUUGUUUGGAACUAUGCAAUUAUCUGGCUAAUUUUCUUAUAAUUAAAUGACUUUUCAUAAAGAUUUGUUUUCAUUUUUUUUAUGAUUAUUUUUGUAGCAUUUAACCACAUUUUCCCCCAUUGAGCUUAUUAUAUCUGAUGCUUAAAGUUGAAUGUUAAGAAAAAUAUACACUGAUUUUGUGUGUGUGCAUGUUUGUAUUUGUAUAAAUUAUUGUUUAAAUACAAACCAAAGAAGUUCUAUAGAACCUGAUAUACAGUUGCGUUCUUUUGGGGUUCUAGAAUAGCAUGGUAUUUGCUAGCUAUGGAACUAGAUGGUUGAUUUAAAUUAAAAUUCUUAUUUGAAAAAUGUAACUUCUGGUUUUACAUGGGGAGAAAUGCUCACACAAAAUGAACCUGGCUUGCUGGAUAAAAGAAAUUAUAUGGAGAUACUAUUUUUUGUAAUGAUAGCUUUAAGCCAUGAUAAUUAUACUUUUUCUGGUCUAAGGAAAGAAUCACAAAAUAAAAACUUGUACUAAAAUAUAUAACAUAAAGGUAAGAGGGCAUUUGCAUCUGAGAAAGGAUAUUUGUGUGCAUGAAGCCACCUGGGCUUCUAAAAUAAGAAGCUGACUCAUGUAAGAAAGUCCAAGCAAAUCCUUCUAACUGCAACCUAUGAAGUACACUGAUGUCAUCAUAAAAAUAUAACUAGUAGGGGAGAGAAGUGAGAAAGAUGUGGCAUGCUGAGUGAUACUUCUUGACAGUUCAGCUCUGUGACCAUGAUGCUUCAAUCUGAUUAUCUUAUUUUCAGGUACCUUGUUAUUAAAUUAUGCCUACUUAUUAUUCAUUUUAUCAGGUUCUAUUAAUAAGAGUAUUUAUUUUCAGUUUAUCUUUUUCCAGGUGUUUAUGAUUCCCCCCCCCGCCCCCGAAACCUGGCAUAUAUAGAUCGUUCCAUGAGGAAAGCUUAUGUAGCAAGGUAAAUUUAUCCCAUUUGCAUGCAAAACUGAGAAAACAGCCUUCACAUUUUUGGUCUGGUCAUUUUUACCCCUUCAUUUGAUUAACUGUAGUUUUAGUGAAAAUUAAAAUAGGGAAAAAGAACAGCACUGAGAUUAUUGACCAUACGACUGAGAUGAAUGGAGGCAGAUCAUAAUGUAAUAACAUUGAAGAUUAUUAUCACAAAGCUGUAAUAGUAGCAGUAGUAGGAGAUGGAGUUUGAAUUUUAUAGUAAUAGAACUUUUGGUCUUCUAUUUUACCUUGAUUCUUCUUUGCUAAAGUGUCUUCCUGUCACAUGCUUUAUGGUACUUCUUCAAACAUUUAACUUCAAAUUUGACUCUGAAAAAGUGUUGGAUCAGGGCUGGGUUGUGGCUCAGUGCUAGAGUGCUUGCCUGGCACAUGUGAGACACUGGGUUCCAUCCUCAGCACUACAUAAAAAAGUAAAUAAAUAAAUAAAGUUGAAAAAAAGUUGGAUCAGGUCAAAUGUUAAUAAUGACUUUCUCCAACUUAAUUAUAUUUCUCUCUGCUAAAAUUGUGUAAAAAAGCAUUGCUAUUAUUAUUUUUUUUAGAUGUUUAUAUCAGUCCUUCACAAAUAUGUAUCAGCAUGGAAAACUAAAUUUUGACAGUGUUUAUAUAAAUUUAAAUUUACCUUUGAUUAAAAGAAAAUUUAAAAGUUAUGUACCAAAAGGUUAUAAGAAUCUCUGGUAUUUUUUAAAUUUUAGUAUCAGAGGAAGAGAAUCUUAGUUAUUUCCAUUGAUAUUUUUGCCUCAAACUCUGCUGCUGUCCUCUCAACUUAUAGUACUUACAAAAAGAAUUGGGUCUUCUGCUUUGUGAAGAACAG